AUGUCAGAAUUAUCAGUUAAGUCUUUACAAGAAUGGUCUAAGAAGUUAGACGGUGAUAAUAAUACUCAGUUAGCUGCCGCAGUAUUGAGAACUUAUAAUGUAGAUGAAUCAUUAGUUAAUCGGGAUGUUUUCAUUAAAAAUACUACAAAAAUUUUCAACAAUUCGGUUGAAAUUGAAGGAUCUCCUAUAACAAAUCAAAAAUCAAGCGGUAGAUGUUGGUUAUUUGCAGCAACAAAUGUUUUACGAUUGGAAAUCAUGAAAAAAUUCAACUUGAAAGAGUUUCAAUUCAGUCAAAACUAUCUAUUCUUUUUCGAUAAACUAGAAAAAUGUAAUUUUUUUUUAAAUCAGUUCGCUGACGAGAUUGAUAAUAAUGGGAAUGACAUUGAUUCGAGAUUGAUUCAGUUUAUGUUAACCGAUCCCACCGGUGAUGGUGGGCAAUUUGAUAUGUUCAUCAAUAUCGUUGAAAAAUACGGGUUGGUUCCCCAUUCUUUAUAUCCAGAUACGUAUUCAUCAACUGCUUCAAGAGCUCUUAACUUCUUAUUGAAAACAAAAUUGAGGGAAUUUGCAGAACAAUUGAAAACAGCUAAAUCCCAAGGUGAAAAAGUCAAACCAUUAAUUGAAGAAAUGCAAGCUGAAAUUCAUCGUCUUAUGGUUAUUUUCCUUGGUAAACCACCUUCAAUUAAUGAGAAGUUAACUUGGGAAUUUAAAAAUAAGUCUGAUGAGGUUAAAUCUUUGGAAAUCACUCCAAUUUCUUUCUAUAAAGAAACUCUCGGCAUUGAUCUUACCAAUUAUGUAUCAUUGCUUAAUGAUCCAAGAAACAGUUACAACACCAAUGUUCAAAUCGAUAAAUUAGGAAAUGUUCAAGGAGGUAAAUUAGUUAAGUAUCUUAAUUUACCUAUUGAAGAAGUGAUUCAAUAUGCCAUUAAAAGUAUCCAAAACAACAAGGCAAUUUUUUUCGGAACCCAUACUCCUAUUUACAUGGAUAAGAAAAAGGGUAUUAUGGAUGAAUCAUUAUUCAAUUAUAAGUUGAUUGGAUUUGAAACAAAACAAUCAAAGGCAAGUAGAAUUCAAUAUAAGCAAUCAUUAAUGACCCAUGCCAUGGUUAUUACUGCCGUUCAUUUAGAUUCAAACAAUGAACCAAUUCGUUGGAAAGUUGAAAACUCUUGGGGUGAUAGUUCAGGUCAAAACGGAUAUUACGUUAUGGAUAAUCAAUACUUCAAGGACUACGUUUACCAAGUAGUCAUUGACAAAGCCGACUUAUCGCAAGAACACAUUGAGAUGCACGACGAUGACUUCAAAAACAUCGUGUUACCUCCGUGGGAUCCAAUGGGUGCUUUGGCAGUAUUUUCAGAUCAAGUUGAAUUGGUAUGAAAGGGCUAAGUAUAAAAAUUUAGCAGUAAUUCUUUUCAGUUACCCGCACUACUUUUUUUUCAUAUAAAGCGACGAC
Molecule: messenger RNA, 1447 nt
Organism: Hyphopichia burtonii NRRL Y-1933
Lineage: Eukaryota; Fungi; Ascomycota; Pichiomycetes; Serinales; Debaryomycetaceae
Product: C1 family peptidase
Exons: 1
Coding region: 1-1371 (456 amino acids)
Biological process (GO): L-homocysteine catabolic process; response to toxic substance; proteolysis
Cellular component (GO): cytoplasm
Molecular function (GO): cysteine-type aminopeptidase activity
Source: RefSeq, a predicted model, not a curated record